AGCUGCAAUGAAGAUGGCCAACAUUGAUGCUGUUUUCGACUAUAUGUUUACGAAUCCAAAGGAUGAACAUGGGAUGUCUUUGGUCAAACCAAGCGAGCUGGUUUACUUUGCAGACAUUUGUGCUGGUCCAGGAGGCUUCUCUGAGUACAUACUUUGGAGGCUCAAGUCGAAUGCCAAAGGUUUUGGGUUCACACUCAGAGGAAACAAUGACUUCAAGCUAGACGAGUUCUAUGCGGCACCAUGUGAAUUUUUCGAGCCACACUAUGGUGUUGGUGGACUGGAGGGCGAUGGUGACGUCACAAAACUCGAAAACCUGGAAGCCUUCCGAGACUUUGUGAUGCAGUCUACGCAGGGGGCAGGAUUACAUUUUGUAAUGGCAGACGGGGGUUUUUCAGUGGAAGGUCAAGAAAACCUACAAGAGGUUUUGUCGAAGCAACUCUAUCUCUGCCAGUUCUGCUGUGCAUUAUCUGUUUUAAGAAUAGGUGGAAACUUUGUGUGCAAGUUAUUUGACAUAUUCACUCCAUUCAGCGUGGGAUUGGUCUACCUCCUCUACAGGUCAUUUCGCCGCGUGUGCAUACAUAAGCCCAUCACAAGUCGACCUGCUAACUCAGAACGGUACAUCGUCUGUGAAGGCAUGAGAGAGGGAGCUGAAUUGAUUCAUGACUACUUGUAUGAGGUUAGGUGAAAACCAGGCCCUACAUCUUAACAAGAUCAAAGCCUUUGCACAAAACGUCUCUCUACAUGAAGUCAGACAAAGUGAGGUUAGGCGACAGUGUUUCGAAGCAUGGGAUAUUCCCGACCAGGUGAGAGCAGCUCCAUCCAAGCCUGAGCCUGGUGCAAAGUUUGAAGUGCUGAUGAAGCAUGAAAAUCAGAAGCAACUCAAGCUGGAUCGUGUUCAGCUGGAUGCAGCAGUCCUUGCCUCAAUUGACAGCAUCUACAACUACAAGUGCAUCGUGUCUGGUGGGGAAUGCACAUUUCUUAUGGGAUUUGGUCGAUCACAUGUGUACAGGAGGUUACCUAAUGGGAAAUGGAUGAAGCUGGACAUAAACGUUGAACUUCCAAGAGAAACACUAGUGCUUGCUGAACUAGUGAACGAGCUCCGAGGCGAGGACGAUGGUCCUCGCCCUGCUCGUAGUUGCCUCGGCGAUCCUAUCAGCCUCGCAAGCUACUGAGGUCCGAAGACCCACGAUGGGAGUGGUUUUUAUCCCGAGAGGACACAUCUCAGUCACACAAAGCACCUGGGGCAUAGGAUUCACUCUCAACUUCACCUCGAUCAACACUUAUCUACGUUCCUUGCACAAGG
Molecule: messenger RNA, 1303 nt
Organism: Priapulus caudatus
Lineage: Eukaryota; Metazoa; Priapulida; Priapulimorpha; Priapulimorphida; Priapulidae
Product: cap-specific mRNA (nucleoside-2'-O-)-methyltransferase 1-like
Biological process (GO): 7-methylguanosine mRNA capping
Cellular component (GO): nucleus; cytoplasm
Molecular function (GO): nucleic acid binding; methyltransferase cap1 activity
Source: RefSeq, a predicted model, not a curated record